CAAAACAGUUUGCACCCAGUUUGCAUUUGGCGCCUUCACCAACACCUGUUCUCUCAUGUAUAUCUGAGGAGUUUGGAGAACUACGUCUGCACCUUUACGCGGUGAACAAGUGCAUUUGUUUCGUGCAUCGCGAAGCCUCAGUAAAAGAUUUAGGCGGCAUUUGAAAGGUCUUUCUGUGCAAAUCUUCAGAGGGAUAACGUUGGCACAUCUGGACUGCACGAUGGAUUGUCGUGAUGCCGGCGACUAGCAGAGCAGACUAGACAUCGUCAUGUGUGCACAACGUUCCGAGUGGAGAACUCGAUGGCUAUCCACAAUCGAUCGGAUACGUGAAAAUAUACCGGAAUUAAUUCCACACCCACCGCCAAUUAUCCAAGAUUACGGUGAUCUGCCCUAUUUUCACCCAUGCAGGUUGGGCAAACGUGAACCACCGGUUCGUGAACAACCCGAACCACUAGAUAACCCCGGGGUGUACAAUAUCCAUUCGCUUCUUCCACGUGGUUCCGUUGGAGCCCGAUCUCAGGAUUUACCACACAACAACUUCCGGUGGUUAUUAAAUAAAAAGUUUACUUGUGUGUUCAUGUGGUUCGGCAUAAUAUGCCUUAUUGUUGGAGUGAUCGCUUUACAGAUUGCAAGUUUUUUCCGGCAUAAACGACAAGCCAUUUUAUCAACCGGUGUCGGAUGUUUGUCAGGGAGCUUGUGCUUGCUGACAAUAUCAAUGUUUUCUUUCUUACACGCCCACUGUAUAAUCUAUGAAUGGGAUCCUGAUAAAGACCGUAUCAGAGCGCAGCAGGAACAGCAAGCGUGGGAACUCACACCAGAAGGGCAAAGACUGUCAGUGUGGAACGAGAUGUCAGUGAACAACUCUGAAAGAGAAUGUGCCGACGGUGCUUUGGAGACGACGGAAGCCAAGGAAGGAGCACAAUGAUCACAUUUUAGUUCGUAAUAACACCAUUUUGUACAUAGCUGACGAAGUUUGCUCAGUGGUAUUAAUAUGGAAACGUCAUUACUCUUGUAUCCAGAUAUUUGCGUGGAUCCAUGAAAGAUAUUCCUUCAACCCCAUCCCGGCUAAGAUCGGGGACACAAUUCUUUAUAAUCAAUCACUUUCUAGUUUCUUUUCUGACCAUUGUCUAUUUCAGAACGACAUCAAAUACACUCCAACAAUCGCGACUGCUUUCUUAACUAAAAC
Molecule: messenger RNA, 1186 nt
Organism: Dicrocoelium dendriticum
Lineage: Eukaryota; Metazoa; Platyhelminthes; Trematoda; Plagiorchiida; Dicrocoeliidae
Source: the annotation of a GenBank genome assembly